Molecule: messenger RNA, 1887 nt
Organism: Cylicocyclus nassatus
Lineage: Eukaryota; Metazoa; Nematoda; Chromadorea; Rhabditida; Strongylidae
Source: the annotation of a GenBank genome assembly
AUGCGGUUUGGAUGCGCAGUAAGAUCAGCGCUGGUCGAGAAGGAUGAAUUCGAUGCCUUUGGAAAGUUGCCAGCAGGACUUCUUGAUCUCACUUUGGUUAGUCCCGGCUCCUAUAGGGAAUGCAUAGAACUUGUGGCUCCAUACGAUGUACACUACUGCUACGCAACGGCAACAGCUGUAAAGCAGAACAAUACAGCUGUUGGAGUCAACCUUGGCCUAAAAAUUGCUGUUUGCAUGCCAAAAAGCUGCAAUGAGGAGGAUAUCCCAAAAGUGCUAGACUCUCCCAAACUAGGAGGUCUGGUACCUAUGACAUUCACAUCAUCUUCAUGCGUGCCCACAUAUGUCAAACCCACAACGGCUUUUUGGAUUUUUAUGGGUUUUAUGGCAUUCUUCGUUUCUUGGGCUGCUCUAGCCACUGCUAUUGAUUUUAUCACGGAUGUGUAUGAUAUGAAAGUGGAUAGAGAAUCCAACUACAUGCGCAUGCUUUUUGUCUUUUCUGUCUACAGUAAUGGAGCGGCUAUACUUGAGACGAGUCCACAUAAAGAAGGAAAUCUAAAGUCCUUAGCGUCAAUUCGAUUUAUUUCGAUGACUUGGGUGGUCGCUGGACAUACGAUUGGACAAAAUGCUAUAGCUGCAGACUCACUGGGACCCGUGCUCACUCUGUGGAACCCAUUACUAUCUACGACCAUCACUAAUGCUUUCUUCUCUGUUGACACAUUCUUUCUACUAUCUGGUAUUCUUGUGUCCUACCUUUUCUUCAAGAAGCCAUCUCGAAGAAUGCUGAAAAGUCCAUUUACAUGGAUCAUGUUUUAUGUACAUCGAUAUAUCAGGCUGACUCCGCCCAUCAUGAUUUUCGUUGGCUUCUACACCGUGACGCUUCCUUUCGUCAAUGGACCAUGGACUGCGGCUACCGGCGGAAUAGCUGGGAACCAAGUCGCAACCUGCCAGAAGUACUGGUGGCGCAAUGCACUCUAUAUCAACAACUUCUUCGACAUGUCGGCGGAAUGCUACCCUAUCACUUGGUAUUUGGCAGUCGACACACAAAUGUACAUAACAGCACCAAUUUUCUUGGUUGCGUUGGCAUUAUUUCCAAUUCUAGGAGCCAUACUUCUCAUCUUAUGUGGCGCAGCCAGUAUCGCUUAUGUCUAUGUCAUCACUUUCCGAGAUGAUCUUCCCGCUACUGUUGUGGGGGCUUUAGCAUUCCCGAAGACAGCUUCAUUCUUCUCCGAGUAUUACGAAAAACCGUGGACUCGUUGCAUUCCAUAUCUCAUUGGUAUAGGCGUCGGUUACUUAUUAGCAACAGCGAAAAAGCCGAAAAUACACUUGCUCACUGCGCUAUUCUUAUGGACCAUAGCUGUAGGCGUCGCGUUAUUAUGUCUUUAUGGGCCGCACAAUUACAUAGAAGGAGUAGAUGAUUGGAGCGAACUCCUUAGAGCCUCCUACAACAACUUCUCUAAAGUGGGAUGGAGUUUGGCAGUCUCGUGGGUGAUCGUAGCCAACCAUUAUGGAUGGGGAGGACCAGUUGCAACUUUCAUGGAUCAUCCCCUUUGGAAGCCAUUGGGACGGCUAUCCUACUGUGGUUACAUAGUGCAUUAUUUUGUAAUUCAGUAUGUAUUCAAUCUCGACGAUAGGCCAGCUCACUACGUUUCUAUAUGGGAAGCAUACGUCUACCGAGUGAUCCCAGUCGUGGUGCUAUCCUAUAUUUUUGCAUUCUUUUGGAGCUGCCUAUUUGAAAGUUCCAUCAUAAAAUUGGAAAAAGUGCUACUCAGCAAGGCAGUGCUUAGCAAGAAUGGCAAGAGCAAAGAGCCGAUUGUGGAUGAGAAGAAGAACGGUCCAAGCUACACUUAUCGGCCGCAACCCUUCGAUAUAGAAAGUAUACGCUUGUAA